AUGCCCGUAUAUACUCCUCAAUCAGGCUCACUGCCGGAGUACUCCAAGAUGAAGCUCCUUUACUUUAGCAACGAACUCCCGAAGGAUGAUCUCCAAGGCCUCUUCCGCCGUCUGUACAACCACAGCAAAGAUAGACGAUAUCCCCUCCUCGCUAGGUUUAUCCAUGAAGCUACACUCGCUGUCCGUGAAGAAGUGCGGCAGUUACCGACGGCUGUAAAGGCUCUUGUUCCUGCCUUUGAAACAGUCUUGAACCUUGCCGACUACCCCGAACUUCGGAAGGGUCCUCUUGGCGGAUCCUUGGAGGGUGUUCUUCUCUGCGUGCUAGAGAUAGCGACUCUGAUAGGGCAUGUACCACGACUUUACUUCAAAGAGGCUGCUGACUGUUGUAGUUACUAUGAGAAUGCUUCCGAACGAUUUGACCUACAUGCCGUGUCCACGUACCUGGCUGGCCUGGGUCUUGGGCUUUUGUCAACCGCUGCUGUUGCUUUAUGCUCUGCAUUGGCCGACGUCCCAGUUAUUGGUGCCGAGGUAGUGCGAGUUUCUUUCCGUCUCGGAACGUUAGUGGAUGAGAUCUCGCAGAACCUCGAGCCUCGCGAUACGUCCGGCUCCCCAGACACCUGGGCUUCUGUUGUUCCCGGCGCCAAGGUUGAAGAAGUCCAAGCUGAGUUGGACGCUAUCCACGCAAGAGAGAAAACACCCCAACCUAGCAAGAUAUUUAUCAGUGCCUGGAACGAGGGGUCGGUCACAAUUAGUGGUCCACCGUCACGGAUCAGGCGUGUUUUGCGCCUAUCCGAAUUCUUCAGGCGACACAGGGUAGUGAGCCUUCCUGUGUACAGCGGUCUGUGCCAUGCCAAACACCUCUACAACGAACAACAUGCACGUGAGAUCAUAUCCACGAGAUCUAUGGACUCCAUAAAUGCACUUUACUCGCCGGCAAUUCCUGUCUAUCAGACUUCAACUGGCCGACCAUUUACGGCUUCUACGGCCAAAGGAUUGUUUGAGCAGCUAGUCUUGGAACUUCUCACACAGCCCAUCCUAUGGGAUAAUGUCGUCCAAGGCGUUGUUGACCAGGCAUACGCAACAUCAGCAACUAGCUGUGAUGUUUUGGUCUUCCGCAUUUCGGUGCCAAUCAACGAUCUGCGGACUGCUCUUGGCUCUAAACUGCAAGGAUUCGAAACGUCAACCGAGGAGUUGAUUCCGUGGAUUCUUCAGAAAUCUGAUAUGGAAAUCCCGCGAGGAACUGCACAGUCAAAAAUUGCGAUCAUUGGCAUGUCAUGCCGCAUGCCUGGCGGAGCAACUGAUACGGAAAAGUUUUGGGAACUGCUCGAGCAAGGGCUUGACGUAGCUAGAAAAAUUCCUGCUGAUAGAUUUGACGUCGAGACUCAUUAUGAUCCGAAAGGGAAAAGGGUCAACACGAGCCAUACACCGUACGGAUGCUUUAUUGAUGAGCCUGGCUUGUUUGAUGCACCGUUCUUCAAUAUGUCGCCCAGGGAAGCACAGCAAACCGAUCCAAUGCAGCGUCUUGCGAUUGUCACCGCAUAUGAGGCACUAGAGAGGGCGGGUUACGUAGCUAAUCGCACACCAGCCACUAACCUUCAUCGCAUUGGGACAUUCUAUGGUCAAGCUAGCGAUGAUUAUCGUGAGGUCAAUACAGCUCAGGAAAUUAGCACUUACUUCAUCCCUGGCGGUUGUCGUGCCUUUGGACCGGGGCGCAUAAACUACUUUUUCAAAUUUUCCGGUCCCAGUUUCAGCUGCGACACUGCAUGCUCGUCAAGUUUGGCCACAAUUCAGGCUGCUUGUACCUCUUUGUGGAACGGUGAUACUGACAUGGUCGUCGCCGGUGGAAUGAAUGUUCUCACAAAUUCCGACGCUUUCGCUGGUCUCAGCCAUGGCCACUUCCUUUCGAAGACUCCGGGGGCCUGUAAGACAUGGGAUGUUAACGCCGAUGGAUAUUGCCGCGCAGACGGUAUAGGCUCAAUCGUGAUGAAGCGCCUUGAAGAUGCUGAGGCAGACAACGACAAUAUCAUCGGGAUCAUUCGUGCUGCAGCAACGAAUCAUUCGGCUGAAGCUAUUUCAAUCACUCAUCCGCACGCUGGUGCUCAGGCUUAUUUGUACCGGCAAGUCAUGAGCUCCGCUGGUAUUGACCCGCUGGAUGUCAGCUUUGUCGAAAUGCACGGCACUGGUACCCAGGCCGGUGAUUCAGUUGAAAUAACUUCAAUAACUGACAUUUUCGCUCCGAUCACUAAGCGACGAAGCGCCCAACAACCACUCCAUAUCGGUGCUGUGAAGGCCAAUGUUGGACAUGGAGAGGCCGUUGCUGGAGUGACUGCCCUCCUCAAGGUCUUGCUAAUGUACCAAAAAAACGCCAUCCCGCCGCAUGUUGGCAUUAAAAACAGCCUCAACCCUUUAUUCCCAAAAGACUUGGACAAGCGGAACUUGCACAUUCCGUACCAGAAGGUGCCAUGGCCGCGAGUGAAAGGUAAAAAGCGCUAUGCUGUAGUGAAUAACUUUAGUGCAGCUGGUGGAAAUACCACCGUUUGCCUCGAAGAGCCACCGCUCAGGGAGACAGACUAUGUUGACCCGCGGACAGCUCAUGUUGUCAAUGUCUCGGCAAAGAGCAAAAUCUCUUUCAAGAAAAACCUUGAGCGCCUUGUCGCCUAUCUCGACGCAAAUCCGGAUACCUCCUUGGCUAGCCUGUCUUACACAACGACUGCCCGACGUUACCACCACAACCACCGAGCUUCAGUUGCUGCUACUGAUAUAGCUCAAGUGAAGAAGAAGCUUCUGUCUUACAUAGAUAAAGUUGAAGCGCACAAGCCCAUUCCCGCCACCGGGCCGCCCCAGGUUGCCUUCGCCUUUACAGGUCAAGGUGCAUCGUACAAGUCAAUGAACUUAGAGUUGUUCCAUCACUCUCCAUACUUUCGAUCUCAACUUCUUCAUCUAGACGCUUUGGCACAAGGGCAAGGUUUUCCUAGCUUUAUUCCGGCAGUGGAUGGCAGCCACGAGAAAGACUACGCUCACUCGCCGGUUGUCACGCAGCUAGCACUUGUGUCAGUGGAGAUUGCUCUUGCCAAGUAUUGGAUUUCACUUGGGGUCAAGCCCAACGCUGUUGUCGGUCAUAGUCUUGGCGAAUAUGCGGCUUUCCAUGUGGCGGGCGUGCUUUCCGCUAGCGAUGCUCUUUUCUUGGUUGGCCGUCGUGCGCAGCUCCUGGAGGAAAAGUGUCAGAUCGGCAGCCACAAAAUGCUGGCGGUGCGUGCUCCUUUGGCUGAUAUCGAGAAAGCCUUAGAGGGCACGAACUAUGAAGUUGCAUGCAUCAACGGACCAAAAGAAACCGUACUCAGCGGAUCGCAGGCGCAGGUUGAGGUUGUGUCUGAAAUCCUACAAUCAGUAGGCUAUCGAUGCACCAGCCUUGACGUCGCAUUUGCAUUUCACUCCUCACAAACAGAGGCUAUCCUUGAUGACUUUGAAGAAGCUGCAAAGGAUGGAGUAUUGUUUCGUGCGCCUAAUAUGCCCGUGAUAUCUCCCCUGUUGGGCAAAGUCAUUUUUGAUGACAAGACCAUUACCGCUAAAUACAUGCGCCGUGCCACACGAGAGACAGUAAACUUCUUAUCCGCACUUGAGAUGGCACAGACUUUCUCGACGGUUGAUGAAGAGACUGUUUGGGUGGAAAUUGGGCCGCAUCCCGUUUGCAUGGGCUUUGUGAAUGCCACUCUCCCAGCUGUCAAUGAGACGGUCGCCUCAAUGAAGAGAGGUGAGGACAACUGGGUGACUUUAUGUAAUAGUCUUACUGCCUUGCACUGUGCUGGUGUGCCAAUCGAAUGGAACGAAUACCAACGCCCGUUCGAAAAAGGGCUGAGGCUGUUAGACCUUCCUACAUACGCCUGGAACGACAAGACGUACUGGAUCCAGUACAACGGCGACUGGGCAUUGACAAAAGGGAACACCUUUUACGAUGCCGAAAAGUCACUCAAGGCACAGCAAACAGGGCAAUUGGCCUCCGUACCAUCCGGGCUGAGGACGUCCACUGUUCAGCAGAUUAUCGAGGAGAGCUUCAACGGCUCGGCGGGUAAAGUGGUGAUGCAGUCCGAUAUGAUGCAGCCAGAUUUUUUGGAUGCUGCACAUGGACAUAAGAUGAACGGAUGCGGUGUGGUAACUUCGUCUAUACACGGCGACAUUGGUUUUACUCUGGGAGGGUAUCUGUACAAGAACCUGGUCAAAGGUGGCAAGGCGCCUGAUAUGAACAUGGCCAAUCUUGUAGUGUUGAGGGGACUUGUUGCGCAGAAAAACACCAAAAAGCCGCAGUAUAUCCGAGUCACCAUUUCAACCACAGAUAUCAAUUCGGGGGUUGCUGAGCUCAUCUGGCAGAACGUCCUCAAUGACAACACAGCGGAUGAGCCUUUUGCAAGUGCCUCGAUAUUAUACGACGAUGCGGCUCUGUGGCUCAAGUCUUGGAUACCAAGCACGCAUCUGGUUCAGGGUAGGAUUGAGGCUUUGGAGCGACUUGCGGAAGAUGGCAUUGCCAACCGCUUUACCCGCAAUAUGGCUUACCUGCUCUUUGCCAACAACCUCGUGGACUACGCGCAGAAGUACCGCGGUAUGCAGUCUGUGGUUCUGCAUGAGCUGGAAGCAUUCGCCGAUAUCACGCUGUCCACGGAGAAGAGUGGCACCUGGACUAUUCCGCCUUACUUUAUCGACAGCGUCGCGCAUCUCGCUGGGUUCGUGAUGAAUGUGUCCGACGCUAUUGAUACCAAGGCCAACUACUGCGUGACUCCGGGAUGGAAGUCUCUGCGAUUCGCCAAACCGCUUGUAGCAGGUGCCAAAUACCGGUCAUACGUCAAGAUGAUUCAGACCGAAGAGGAUCCUACUGUUUACCUCGGCGAUGUAUACAUUAUGCAAGACGGGGCGAUCAUUGGGAUGUGUGGUGGAAUCCAGUUCCGGCGGUAUCCACGCAUCCUGCUUAAUAGGUUCUUCACGGCACCGGAAGAGGCAGGAGCCAUUUCGCAUGCCGCCGCUUCGAGUACGCCAGCCCCCAGAACCAAACCCGAGCCUGUUCCAGUCGCUACCCCGGCUACUGCAGCUGCACCAGUUGCCCAGUCUCCUGCAGCACCGGCGUCAGUUACUCCAGCCCCUGCUCCGGCCCCUGCUCCUGGCCCUACACCUGCAGCUGCACCAGCCGCCGCUGGUGAGAGCGACAGCGUAGCAGCCAAAGCUCUUGUGCUUAUUGCCAAAGAAGCUGCGCUGGAGCUUUCGGAUCUCACGGACGAUGCCUCGUUUGCCAACCUCGGGGUUGACAGCUUGAUGAGCCUGGUGAUAGCAGAGAAGUUUCGGGAGGAGCUGGGGGUCACGGUGACUGGUAGUUUGUUCCUGGAGUAUCCUACCAUCGGCGAUCUGCGAAGCUGGCUAUUAGAGUACUAUAAUUAG
Molecule: messenger RNA, 5421 nt
Organism: Aspergillus nidulans FGSC A4
Lineage: Eukaryota; Fungi; Ascomycota; Eurotiomycetes; Eurotiales; Aspergillaceae
Gene: tpcC
Product: protein mdpG
Exons: 4
Coding region: 1-5421 (1806 amino acids)
Biological process (GO): secondary metabolite biosynthetic process; phenol-containing compound biosynthetic process; ketone biosynthetic process
Molecular function (GO): transferase activity; phosphopantetheine binding; acyltransferase activity
Source: RefSeq, a predicted model, not a curated record